GUUUUCUACCAGGAAGCGGCUCGGCCAGUCGGAUGCUCUGCUGUAAAGCCUGUGAGAGAGAACAUUCUCACUGUCCAUUGCUGAGAGAGAAAGGGUGAGAGGGAGAGAGAAAGAGGGGAAAAAAAGGGGUCCAGUGGAGAAGAGAGGAAGAGGGGUGGCGGUAGGAGAAGGAAGCAGACAUGGCUUCUAAAGAGAUCUCAGCCUCUGGUUUUGUCAGUGUGACCAAGGAUAUGACAGAGAGCAUAAGGAAGAUUAUCGAUAAAUCAUCCAUAAAGUUUAUUUGUAGCAUUAAGCUUGACACCAAAAAUGGCAAAACAGAGGAUAAAAUUUUGGUCCUCGCAACAUGGCGUCUCUCUUUUCUGGCUCCAAAGAUUCCUGCUAAGGUAGAAACUACGUUCAACUUCUUGGAGAUUCGUGCUUUGAAUUCUCACCCUGAUCACCAGGUUAUUAUCGACACUGACAAGUCCGGUUACACCCUGAGGUUUGAGUCCCGCGAACACCUCAAUCAUGUGGUCAGCCAUAUUAAUUUCGCCCUGUCCCGAAUAUUCAACAACUCCAUCUUUGCCCCAUCCAUCUGUCACUCAGACAGCGACCUUUCGGAGGGAAGCAGGAAGUAUUCGCCCAGCUCAGAGACUUCAGUCGAAACCCAGAGGGCUUGUGGAGGCUUCUCAGAGACCUAUGCUGCUCUGUGUGACUAUAAUGGCAUCAGCUGCAAGGAGGAAGUGCAAUGGGAUGUGGACACGAUCUAUCACUCCCAGGACAGCCGAGAGUUUAACCUGCUGGACUUCAGCCACUUGGAGAGCAGAGAUUUGGCUGUGAUCAUUGCAUCAAUGGCAUAUAACACCUGGUUUACCAAACUGUACUGCAAAGACCUUCGCAUUGGAUCAGAGGUCACUGAGCAGGUCCUGCACACGGUUAGCAAAUCAUCCAGCCUUGAGGAGAUCACCCUGGAGAACGCUGGGUUAAAAUCAGACUUUCCUCAGAAGAUGGCCACUGCUUUAUCAGAGAACCCAGCAUCCGUCAUCCAUUCCAUUAAUUUGGCCCACAACUCACUGGACAACCAAGGUGUGUCCAGCUUAAUCCAGCAGGUGUGUCGCCUCAGCAAGGGACUUCGUCUCCUCAACUUGUCCAAGACUUCACUUACCUCGAAGGGUGUGGUGUCUCUCUCUCAAGCGCUGUGCUCCAGCGAUGAAUACUCCAACUCCCUCCUGCACCUGGACCUAAGCAAGAACCCCGGGGUUCUCUCAGGGGAGGAUGGCUCGAACUUUUAUCUCUUCUUGUCUCAGCCAAACUGCCUGGUCCACUUGGAUCUGUCGGGCACAGACUGCUCUGUUGACUCUCUAUUUGGGGCUCUUCUGAGGGGGUGCUGCGCCGAUCUUUCCUUUCUGAAUCUUUCCAAAAAUGCCUUCUCCCACAGGAAAGUAAAGGAUACGCUGCCUUUGUUCCGUCAGUUCUUCAGCUCAGCUUUCAGUCUCACUCAUGUCAGCUUCGCUUCUAUGAAGCUGCCCCCUGAUGUUUUGAGAGCUGUCCUGAUGGGAUUGACCUCAAAUCCUCAUAUCACUGAUCUUCAUCUGGACAUCAGCAGCUGUGAGCUGAGGUCUGCAGGAGCGGCUGUAAUCCAUGAACUCUUCCCCCGGGUCUCCUCCAUCGCCACGUUGGAUAUCUCCGACAACGGUCUCGAUGCAGAUUUGCUCACAGUGCUGCCUGCCCUUUCAAGACACCCUUCCCUAAAACACCUUCAUCUGGGCAAGAACUUCAACAUCAAAAACAGGGUUCUGGAUGAAGUCUUGCAGAAACUGGUUUUGCUUAUCCAGGAGGAGGAAUGCGCCCUGCAAUCUCUGUCCCUGGUGGACGCGCGCUUGCGCUCCCGGGGAACUGUGCUGGUCAACGCUUUGGGCAGCAACACCUGCCUGAGAAAAGUGGACCUGAGUGGAAAUAACAUGGAUGACAUUGGAGCCAAGAUGCUCAGCAAAGCCCUGCAGAUCAACACAACACUCAGGAGUGUGACAUGGGAUCGCAACAACACCUCUGCUGCAGGAUUUCUUGAUGUGGCACGAGCUCUUGAACAUAAUUUCACCUUGCAGUACAUGCCUCUGCCCCUUAGUGACAUCGGCCAGGCGUACCGCAGCGCUCCAGAGAAGACAGAGCAGGCCCUCACUAAGAUCCAGCGUGCUCUAGUAAGGAACAACCAGACGCAGCGCUUCUCUCAGAGACAGGCUCUGCGGCUGCACCAGGGCUUGGUCACCAGCACUGCCGAACAGGUGAUGGAGCGCCUCAGUGUGCGUGUCCAGCAGCAGGUGUGUUUGUUACGGGGCAUCGGAGAGAUGGAGGAGAUUCAAGCUGCAAAACAAGUACUGAAAGAGGCCAGGAACUCUCGAGCUCUCUACCCUGCGCUGUGUGAGCUGGCCCAUGUUCUGUCUGUAGACGGGCCCGUGCGGCAGAGAUUGGACUCCCUGGCAGGUGAACUCGCCAAGGCUGCAGAUAAAGAGCUGCAGGUGAUCGUUGACUCCAUGGUGUCACUCUGCCGCGAGCUCUGUCCUUUAUCAUCUUCUGCAGCGGAGAGAUUAAGUCCUCCGCUCUCAUCUGUCUCCGAGCGAGUGUCCAUCCCACGCUCUGCCAUCCGUUCUGCCCUCAUGGAAAGAGCGGCGCAGGACAUUCACAGAGCUUUGGAAGAAGUAAAGCUGUCUGUGGUUUCCUAUCUCACCAACUCCAUCGUGGACCAAAUCCUGCAAGAACUUUACGCCACCCACAAGACCCUGACCCGGCAGGUGUCUCAUCUAAAAUGCUGGGAGGGGACGUGUGAAGAUGGGACUGCAUGGAGUUUUAACAGACACAGAGACUCCCUGGACAUCACAGAUGAAGAGCUCAGCACCAGCAUAGACACAAUAGCCAUUAAGAAGCGCAGCUCUAGAACAAGAAGAAUACGACCUGUCUCUACAAGGCUGAGCUUGUGUGACGACUCCAGCUCCUCUCCACCUCCCUCGGUGCCAUCGUAUUCCUCGCCUCUGUCCCACUCGGCAUCCUGGGAGGGUCUGUCAGAGCUGCCUACACAGGGUCUACCUCUCCAUCAUGUGACGCGAGUUCGGCCAAGGCCUCCACGCAGACACAGGGGAGGGCAUAUCCCAGCUGAGACAGACUGCAGUGAAAAUGGAGGAAUAAGCCCUCUGGAUGAUGGACUCCCAGAUUUUUAUACAAAAAGAGUUCUACCUGAUAGUCAGCUCUCCUCCUUGCACAACGCACACUCUCUGAGGAGGAAGAAAAGGAGAAACAUGCUGGCCAUCUUCGGUUUUCGUAAGAACCGCAGCCAGACUUUGUCCAAUCAGGAGCCGGAAUCUGAGGUGGAGGUCUACAGAGAUGGGUGCCACACUGUUGCUACAGCACCCACAGGGACAGCAAUGGAAAAUGUAUACACGCUUCUCCAGGCUCCGCGGCCAGCUGGCAGGUCUCCCAGCGAUGGGGCUGAUGGGAAAAUGAAUGAUCAACAGGGAAAAGGUGCUCUUGUCCUGAGUCCGCCACCAGUGCCGGGUAUCCCUCACCCAGGCAUGGGAGGAGGAAAACACCCCUUUUACCCUCCCAAAGAGAUAUCUGAAAUGGACGCUGUGUUUGAACAGCCAUUGGAGACUGACAAGUACUGGGUGGAUGACAAACAGAGGACAGAAGUGAUGCAGGCGGAAGUGGACUGGAUGAUAGAGGGCCGACCGGACGAUCUGCUCACAGAGAGGCAAUGCUUUAAUGACAGGCUGCAAGAGAGGACCCUUGGAGAACCAAGAACGUCCGACAGACAGACCGACAGAUACUGGAGUGAGGGCAGGCAUAUGGAGAGACAGUGGACUGUUGAUAGACACACACAGCGGCAGAUUGACAGAAAAAUAGAAAGACAGUGGAUGGGCGGCAGACAGAUUGAAAGAUCAUGGUCUGAGAGCAGGCCCAUGGACUUACAGGUAGACAAUCAGUGGACAGACAGCAGACAUACAGGAAGAAGGCUGGACAGACAAGCCCAGGCACUACAUUUGGCUCAAAGGCCGAUGCCUCCGUACCCAUCAGAUAGGACUCCAUCACCCAAACAGGAGGGGGACCCUUUGAAAAGCACAGAGGCCGCAGCAAUAGAGUGGCAUCCAGAGGACCUGCAGGGAGACGCGGCAGGUUCCACGGAUGGGUGGAGGAGCAGCGGAGAGGCAGGGGGAGGUGUCUCUGCCAGCCGAAAACCAGACCCCCCACCACAGAGCAGUAAACCCAACAUGUCUCGGCUGCGGCCAAGAUACAGGCGGGAGAGCUCAGACGCCCUGCCAGAGGAGGAAGGAGAUGAAGAGAGGGAUGCAGGAAAGAUGGAGAGGAGAGAGAGAAGACGAGAUUCAGAGGGUCAGCCCCCUCCAAUUCCUGAAAAGCCAAAGACCUCCUCCUAUGUGAGCUUUUCUAAAGAAACAGCUAAUGAACGAAACUUGCCUCCUCCUCCUGUUCCGCCGCCUUCCAACAAGCCCAUCCAUGGGCUGCCAGACAGAGCAGCAAGUCAAGGUGACGAGGGACUGAGACCUCAGGCUCCUGUGAAACCACAGAGGAACAGAAAAGCAAUGUCCUGUGAUGCAGGCUCUGAAAGAGAAAGCCCCAAUAACAUUGAGAAGCCCCCAAAUCGCAAACCCCCUGUGAAAAAACCUAGACUACCACAAAACAGAAAUAAGUCUCUGGACUUGUCUGACAGCUUUAACGCAGCACCUGGUCACAGCGAGCUGGUGUGAUGGCUGCCAAUCCAGGGGGUUCCCAUGGCAACGGUGAAUGGCGCAAAGUGCAAGGCCAAGAAUGAAAGGCAACAAACAUCACAAAGCAUCAUCAUCGUUCACCCGUUUCUGCUGAAACGCUCGCGUUGCUCCCUCUUCAUAUCAAGUCGUUGCCGGUUUUUUUUACUUUCUGUCUAACAUGAAAACCUGCUCACCUCCUUUUGUGGCUGCAGUCUUUUGAACACUAUAGCUACUUUAGAGAAGCAAAAUCAUUGCCGUGUGUGUUCCUGGACAGCGGGCCUAGUGUUUGCUUUUUUAGGCAGAAGAUUCUUGUCUUCAUUAGAAUGUGAUUUCUUGAAUUUGCAAUGCAUUUGAUAGUUGAUACAGUUGACCACCUUGAUUGAAAUAAUUAGUUGCUUCUUAUCAAAUGAAACCUGAUGAUUUAUAUCUAGUUUUGCUUUCAGGAAAGGUAAUAUAUUUUAUAGAUUAAAUAAAUAUUAUGUAUGAGCACCCUCAUUGUAUCAAAUAUACACAAAUAAUAAAAGGUUAACUUCUUUUA
Messenger RNA from Girardinichthys multiradiatus, 5271 nucleotides. RefSeq names its product capping protein, Arp2/3 and myosin-I linker protein 3-like. Gene Ontology annotation, biological process: cell migration; regulation of Arp2/3 complex-mediated actin nucleation. Gene Ontology annotation, molecular function: protein binding. Bases 180 to 4733 code for a protein of 1517 amino acids. Gene Ontology annotation, cellular component: lamellipodium; plasma membrane. The record is from RefSeq and is a predicted model, not a curated record. The transcript is spliced from 40 exons. NCBI's taxonomy places the organism in Eukaryota, Metazoa, Chordata, Actinopteri, Cyprinodontiformes, Goodeidae.